AUGAAUAUGCAAAGAGAGGAGAAGAAGAAAAAAAAAAAAAAAAAAAAAAAAUUCCUAAACAAGUUGAAAAGUUUUUUCCAUAUUUUAAGGACAAAAUUCUGGAAUGUAGGAAGAUGCAAGAGGAAUAGGAGAGUGUCCAUAUUAUAUUAUAAUGACGAUGAAUAUAUAAGCGAAAAUAAAAGCAACAUCAUCGUGAGGGUGUUCCUUUCCCCCGUGUGGUCAUUCCUCCGGAACAAGACAAAGGCAACCAUAGGGAGGUUGUUAAAAUGGGGAGGAUUUUUCUACAUAUGGGAAAAUGCAGCGCUCUUUUUGCCGUUUCAAAAUGGAAGGAAUAGGAAAAAAACAAAAGAUCUGGAAGAGGAACAAAAUCAAGCCAUCCUACGUAAGCUAGACCGAUGCGUUUUCCUAUACCCGAUAACGGAUAACCUCUCCAACAAACACAUGAUACAAAUAUGCAAAAAUUAUUUAACGAACAUGUUAUUUUAUGUGCACAAUUGGGGCAGCACUAAUGGGGAAGUAAAUUACAAGGAGUGUAAAGAAAUUGCAAAAAUGAAAAAGUUGUUUAUCCAUAAGGUUAACAAUUUAAAGGCCUUCAACGCAGAAAAUAAUCUCUACAUUAGUGACGAUUCUUUGAUAAACAAAAUUAUGGUUCGAGACAGUAGGGCCACACACCAUCAUUAUCACAGAAACGAAAUGAAGGAGGCGAGUAAUUUUUGCAAAAUUAGGAAGUACGAGCAAGAGUGUGUGAAGACGUGCUACAUCCCAAAUGGGAACCCUCUACGGAGUAGCAACAAUGGAGAGUAUAUUUGUAUGCACUACAAGAACAGACAUCAGUUAAUAUUUCGCGUGAUUAUUAACCGGCUGGGAACAUUUUACUUUUUUGUUUUUUUUACAUCCUUUUUGCUUCAACAGAUGUAUCAUUUUAGGACAAAUAAUUACACAUACUUUGCUCUUAGUUUUUUCGUCCUCUUCUUCUUUUCUGCGUUGAAAGAUCUUCACACGAUCGCUCAGCGGAUUGGCACCGAGCGGGGGGUGAACGCUAAGAUGUGCAGGCGAGUCACUCCUGUUGGUUUGGUGGAUGUCCCUUGUGCGGAGGUUAAGGUGGGUGACGUGCUCUACCUUGAAGAAAACGAAGAAAGCCCCGCAGACAUGGUCCUCCUAAAGUGCAGCCACGACGACGUGUACGUGUGUUCAAAAAACCUGGACGGAAAGACGGACCUCAAAAUGAGGAAGAGCCUUCUGCUUACGUCUUACUUACCAAAUAUUUAUGACAUGUUCAGGUUAAAAAUAAAAGUGAUGAUUGAAAAACCGCAUAAACGGCUGGACAAAAUGAACGGCUUGUUUAUUCUUUCGAAUUACCACUCCUUUGUUAAGAGUAUGUACAGCGACUUGGCAUGUUUGCAAAACACAUUUUUCAAAAGUGCCACUGGAAAGUUUCAUCAUGCGAGUGAGGUUUUUAAUUACCUCAUUGAAGACACCUACAUUGAGAAGGCCUACAAAUGUGUGGAUUUUCUCAUACGGCGGUCUGCAGUCCCUUUCGGGGAGCCAUCUGUCGGGGGUGCCUUCACAAGUCCGCCCCCCGAGGGGAGUACAACUACCCCAGCUGGAGGAAUAGCCACCAAUGGAAAGGCCACCCAUCUUGACCGCACCCCCAGCAACGACUUCGUCAACCGAGGAGCCGAACCACAGGACACCCAUUUCGAAAACUACAUCAGUAAGUUCCACUCCCAAAGUUCAUCACCCAUCGUAGGGGACGAAAGUGAAGAAAACUACAAAGAGCAAAUAGGAACAGAAAAUGUCAUCUGGUGUGGUAGCAAGAUUGUGCGGGGGAAAGUAUAUGGCCUUGUCGCCUACGCAGGGGCAGAUAAAAAAACGAGCAUUCUAGUGAGCAGGGCAAAAAAUAUAUCAGAAGGGGAGUGUAAAGCCAAGUGGAGAGCAUUGCAGAUGUGGCUAUUUCUGGUAUUAAGCGUAUGUCUCUACUUGUGCUUACAAGAAGAACGUCCACUUGGAACAAGCCCAUUGAUCAGCUUUGUUAGGUACUUCCUCCUGCUACUCCCAUACACGCCCUACGUUAAUAAUAUGUACGCCUACUUAAUGAGCAAAAUUUCGUUUUAUAUGUUACGGAAGCGAAAAGCCAUUCCGAAGUUCUCUCUGCUUAACUUUGACAUCGUCGAUCGGAUUAGCAGCACGUCUUUUCUGUUGUGCGACAAGGAGGAGGUGGUCAGUGGGGAGGGGCUGAAGCUUCGCGGGGUGCACUUUCUGCUUGGCGAGUUGGAAGACAAGAGUGGGGGGCGUAGCGGUGGUCGUAAUGGCGAACGUUGCGGUGGCCGUAAUGGUGAUCGUAGUGGUGGUCGCAUUGGCGAUGGAAGCGAUGACCGCAAGGGCAACCUUCCCUACUGGAGAUGCCUCUUGCAAGCACUCCUAAACCUUGUCGACUUCAACCCCUACUUGUGCGCGCCCCCCACAGAGGGGCCACAGAAAAACGGCGCACUUUUGAAAAACAUAGACCGGUACGGCCUCCCACUGGGCGGCAGAAACAAAGGAGACAAAACGGACAAGCUGUACAGAACAAUCAUCAGUGAUAUCUUAAAUUACACCACGGACAAAUCGAACAAAAUAUUUUUAACCCUCCUGUGCAUGCUAUUUUGCAAUGUAGCAAUGGUUAGCGGAAGAGGGGUUAAAAAAAAAAAUGAAAAAGAGCGCACGCUUCAUUCAAAGUGGGAUUCCAUUUACUCCCCAUGCCUGGAGGAAAACAUUUUCAUAAACUUUGUGAAGUCUUGCGGAAUGGACGUUUUUAGAAAAGAUGAUUCCAAAAUCGCCGUCGGAAUUUUAACUCCCACGAUUACACACAACAAAAAAGGGAAAAACGAAACACACAGUGUGGGUAAAAAUAGCAGGGACAAAGGGAGGGAGAAAAAUGUGUGCAAUGGCUCGAAUGAACGAUCUUCGGAGAGGAGGGGGAAAAAAAAAAAAAAAAAAAAAAAUUAUGAACAGGUCAGGCAAAAAUGCUGGAAUUUUAAAAACUCACUACAGAAUGGCGGCAUUUUUAAAAUGUCCAACGUGGCGGAAAAGGUAGACAGGGGGGAGGUGAAAUGUGAGCGAUUCCACGUGGGUAAUAACGAGGGGGAGGAACGUCCAGGAGGUAGCGGUGAUAGCGGUAGCGGAAGAAGAGGCGGGCUUAGCGACGAGUUUAGCGGCGGGUACAACAGCGGCUGUGGGAAAGGCCGCGCCGCGAGAAAUGGCCGACGCGAGCGUUGCCGCCCAGGCAGUGGGGACCAAAAGGGAAAAAAUAAAAGGGUGAAGACGUACAACUUUGACAUGAUAGACGCAUUGUCUCUCGACUGUAAUGGCCAAGUCAUAUGCACCCUCAUCUCGUACAAUGAAAAAAUAUUCUACUUAGUUAAGGGGCCUGGCGAAAAAAUUGCUAACAUGUUGUCUUGCGAAAGGGGAAAAAAGAAACUGAGGUCGAUUUCAAGGCCCUUUUGUGCCAAAGGCUUUCGCGUAGUUGUUUUUGCCUGCAGAGAAGUUGCACAGAACGAAUUAGAUGAAUACAAAAGGGUGAGCAGCGAACAGGGAAAGAAGCUUUUUUUUAAAAAUGUAUUCGCUAGCAAUGUGGAUGUGCUAGCCAUUGCGACGCUGAAGGAUGGGAUUAACGCUAAUGCUAAAAAAUGUAUGGAUUUGUUUAAAAGAGCGAAAAUAAAAACGUGGAUCCUCUCUGGGGAGAAGAAGGACAGUGUUAUAGCUACCUCCACGUCUUUACAGCUGCUGAACGAAAGGAAUUACGUUUGUCACCUGAGUAGGAGAAGGCUCACACGGAUGGUAAGGAGCAGAAUGGGGACACUCCAUACACUCCAGAGUAGUCCCCUAUCGGGUAUCUACACCAGCUGUGAUUUCCACUUGGGGGCACCAUCUCCCAGUGGGGGUCUAACACUGCGAAGGGGGACGCUACCCAUGUGCAACAUCUGCAAUGCAGACUAUGGCAGAUGCGAUCACAACGAGUAUCUUAUGCAAACGAAUAGAAGUUCACACAAAUUGGUUCUGCCCAGACCGGAUGCGAUCCACGAAAUGUGCGCUUCCAACGGGAGGGUCAACACGGGCGAAGUGGACAACAAUCAAACUGCAAACUGCUUUGGAGCCGAAUUGGAGCCUACCGGACAGACGUGUGGAGACACUAACAGUGUUUUUUUCCACCCCCCAGUUGGAACAGUCCAACCAAAGAGGGCGGCUAAAAAGAUUUCUCCACGAGAGGAUGGAGCUUUAUCAAAUGCACUGAGCGAAAUGCUGCACCAGUUUAGCUGCCCCUUUGGAGAGGCCGAGAAAAAAGGGAAGCUUGAGGGGGGGAGUGUCCAAUUUGGUAGGGAAAGCCCAGCUGACAAGCAAAACGAACAGCACCUCGACCGAACGAGUGAUACGCAAAGGAAUCCCCGUAAGGUUCCCCCCCUGCAGAACUGCGUGUACAUCGUCAAGGGAGACAUAAUUGACUACUACUUAAAACACGGGAAGAGGGAAUUCAUGAGGGCAUUAACCCUAUCUCGGUGCGCCCUCUUCUACGACUGCAACUCUAUCCAAAAGGGGAAAAUAGCCAGAUGUCUGCGCAGUGCAGCAGAUGGGAAGCAUGGGGGUGGCCUUAUAUGCUCAGUAGGAAACCAUGCGAAGGACUUAAACAUGUUCAACGAGGCAGAUAUAGCUAUCCGGGUGAAUAAGCAUAGCGGCACUAAUGUGAGCAACCUCUACGCAGAUAUGGAGGUGCAAUCAUUUGAAGACCUUAGUUGUAUAUUUUUUUUAUAUGGUUACAGAAUUAGUGAGAAUGUUCAUUCUUUGGUUGUGGCUAGCUAUUACAGAGGAUUUACAUUCCUAUUUUUACAAUUUUUUUUUUCUUACUUUUUCGCUAGUUGGCUAUCCAUCUUGUCCAACAUUUGCCUGCUCACCUUUUUCGCCUUUUUGUUCAUCAUCACUUUUGUGACGAUUGCCACCACGCAGAAUGAUGAUGCGUGGGUAGGGCACUCUGGUGGGGCUAACUACCACCUGUUGAGGAGAAAUGCACUACGAAGAGGGGAUUUACAAGGAAGGUUGUUUUCCCUAAAAUGGCUUUGUGCUGCCAUGUGGGUGGCCCUAUACCAGGCCUUUGUCCUCUUCAUGCGGGGUUAUUGUGCGGACUACGGGUGGGGUGGUCUCCCCAGUUGUGCUAAUCCGCUAGGGCGCCUCCCCACUCUACAAGACCACCGCUACCUCCUCGGUGUGCAUAACGAAAUGUACGUGUUUCCUCCCUUAUUCAUCACGCACCUGUUGCACAGUCUGCUUUUCCUUCCUGCCGCAAAACGGAAUUCUUAUUUCCUCCUGCUUGCAGCCCUAUUCAUUUUAUUUUUAAUCGCCCACAAAAUGGUGUUAAGCGCACUACAUCACUCUCACUUGGCCUAUUUUUUCAAAUUUGAUUUCGCCUUUUUUGCAUACACUGCUGUCACUCUUGGCAUUGUUAACGUGCCGAUUGUUAUAUAUUAUGUGUUUUUAAAGUGCACAGCGUGGGGGGCAAAGUCGGCAGUUAGGCAUAUGAAGCGCUCUUUUGAAAGUCUGUGUUCUGGUGCGCAUCAAAUUGUUCAUAUUGGGAGUGUCAGUUCUUCCCUCGAUGCCGUUCCCUCCUUUUGUGAGUAAGUGUGGCAAGGGGGGGAUUCACUUUUUUUGUGCGGGAUGAUAUGCCCAAUUUGACCGCUACACGGACAUAAUUCCACUACUCACCCUAUGCACUUGCAUACACCUCAUACGUGUGUGCGUCAGAUUUGCUACACGACUCUGCAUAUGCCAGUUUGUACGUACGUGUGGUCCCGUGUAAGCGCCUUUCCCUAUCCCGCAAUUUCACCCCGCCAUUAGUGAAAAUGGGAAGGUUUUCUUUUUUUUCCGUUUCGUGU
This is a messenger RNA of Plasmodium vivax (malaria parasite P. vivax), 5903 nucleotides long. RefSeq lists its product as hypothetical. Gene Ontology annotation, biological process: phospholipid translocation. Bases 1 to 5649 code for a protein of 1882 amino acids. The record is from RefSeq and is a predicted model, not a curated record. Lineage: Eukaryota; Apicomplexa; Aconoidasida; Haemosporida; Plasmodiidae. The transcript has 2 exons. Gene Ontology annotation, molecular function: ATPase-coupled intramembrane lipid carrier activity. Gene Ontology annotation, cellular component: plasma membrane.